AAAAUCAUUAAAGAGUAGCAAAGGCAAAGAAAGACAGUUAAAAAUCAGAAGAAGCCAUUAAUUGAAAUAGGUAUAAUUUUCCAUCCCUUUCCCGGGAAAACUUUUACAAAUCAAAGCAACUCUCUUUCUCUACAAAUUUCGUUGAAUCAGUCAGAGACUGUCCAUUGUACAUUUUUUGAGCUGGGUUUUCUUCAUUUUUCCAGAAUUUUGAUUCGAUUCUAAGAAGAAUUGAGAACGAAAGACGAGAUUUUUGAAGUGAUGGAUGAGAUGACGGCGACCUCUGUUACGGCGGUGGGAAAUUCGGCUGUGUCUUCUUCGACAAUCUUGACGAAUUUCCCUCUUAUUUCUGCUUUUCUUGCUUUCGUCAUGGCCCAGACCAUCAAGUUCUUCACUGCCUGGUAUAAAGAAAGACGCUGGGAUCUCAAGCAACUUGUUGGGUCUGGUGGAAUGCCAUCAUCUCAUUCUGCAACUGUUACUGCUCUUGCAGCUGCCAUUGGUUUCCAAGAAGGCUUUGGAGGAUCGGUGUUUGCUAUUGCAUUGAUCUUAGCGUGUGUUGUCAUGUAUGAUGCCACUGGUGUAAGACUACAUGCUGGACGCCAAGCAGAGGUUUUGAAUCAAAUUGUUUAUGAACUUCCUGCUGAGCAUCCUCUAGCUGAGAGCAGACCACUUCGUGAACUUCUAGGUCACACCCCUCCGCAGGUUGUUGCUGGUGGAUUGCUUGGAAUUGCCACAGGAUCUAUGGGUCAUUUGCUUAUGGUUUUGACUGGCCAUGCUUGAUGACAAAUAAUAUACCAUUUAGUAGCAUCUUUCAUGGAUGGAUCUUCACGAGUCUUUUGGACAAUACAACUCAAAGAAUCAUAACAAAACAUACAUGGUUUGUUCAGGUUUAAUUAGGAAACCCCCUUUUUGUCCAUUUUAUAGCACAUUCUUGGGUCAGAACUGUUCUUUACUUGUACAAAAAACUAGAAUUGCUCAUUGGUAAAUGUAAUUCCAUUAAUUUCUGGCUUA
Messenger RNA from Cannabis sativa, 1008 nucleotides. RefSeq lists its product as uncharacterized. NCBI's taxonomy places the organism in Eukaryota, Viridiplantae, Streptophyta, Magnoliopsida, Rosales, Cannabaceae. The record is from RefSeq and is a predicted model, not a curated record. Bases 259 to 777 code for a protein of 172 amino acids. The transcript is spliced from 5 exons.